GCCCUGCGUGGUGCCAACAGGUUUCUUAGGCAACCGCCCAACAGAUCCCUAGAGCCUCGGGAGAGAGCGGAUGUUGUGGUCCCUGGUCCACAGUGAACAGUGUUUUAUAUUAUGAUUUCUGAAGAGAAGACAGAGGACUAUCCUUUUGCAGAUAUAUUUAAUGAAGAUGAAGUCGAGAGAAACUUUUUAUUAUCCAAACCUGCUUGCUUUAUUAUAUUUGGGAAACCAGGGGUUGGGAAGUCAACAUUAGCCCAGCACAUAUCACAGGCAUGGAAAUGUAUUCAUGUUGAAGCAUUAUCGGUUUUGGAAGAACACAUUGCUGCUGAAACUGAAUCAGGAGUUAUGCUGCAGUCGAUGCUGGUCAACGGUCACAGCAUUCCAGAUGAGCUUGUCACGAAGCUCAUCCUGGAGAAGCUCAACUCUUCAGAAGUCUCCCACUUUGGUUAUAUUCUCACUGAAAUACCAUCACUUUCACAGGAUGCCAUGACCAUUUUGCAGCAAGUAGAAUUAAUUAGAAAUUUAAAAUUGCAACCUGACAUUAUAAUCAAUAUCAAGUGCUCUGACUAUGAUUUAUGCCAAAGACUUUCUGGGCAAAGACAGCACAGUGUAACAGGGUACAUGUACACCAGAGACCAGUGGGAUCCUGAAAUCAUUGAGAGUCGCAGGAGAAAGAAGAAAGAUACUCCCCAAACCAGAAAAGUUGAAGAGGAAGAAGAGGAGGAGGAGCAAGAAGAAGAAGAGGCAUUUAUUGCUGAAGUGCAAAUGGUAACUGAUAUCUUUCAAUACCUGAUCCAGAGACCUGAAGAUUUUUUGGAAAAUAUUGAAAGCACUGUGAAACUUUAUAAGGAGACAAUUCUCCAUGCUUUGGAAGAGCUGAUGGCUGAACACAGUCCCCAGUAUCUCAUUGAGCUAGAUGGGAAUAAGACCCCAGAGGAGCUCUUUGCAGUAAUUCUAGAACGACUGAACUAUCUGAAUAUAAGAAGAGCAGCUAUUAUAACCAAGCUACAGAGUACAGAAGAAAUGAAUGACCUACUAGACACUGAAGACCUGUUUCAUACUCUUUCUUCUUAUAAACUCAUUGCACCACGGUAUCGAUGGCACAGAAGCAAAUGGGGGCACACAUGCCCCAUAGCUUUAAAGGAUGGCAACAUUUAUUCAGGAGCAGCAGAUUUUUCCGUGAGUUUUUUAGGUAAAAUGUACUGCCUUUCUUCGGAAGAAACACUAAAAACAUUUUCACUGAAUCCUCGUCUCUGGCUUCUGCCACCUAUGCCAAUACCACCUUGCAAAGUCUUCAUAUUUGGGCCUCCGUAUUCAGGAAGAACAACGCUUGGCUGUUUGCUUGCAGAACAUUUCAAAGGAAAGGUAAUUGACUAUACAAAACUUGUUCAGCCAAAAUUUGAUGAAGCUCGUGAAAAACUAGUAAAAGAUGCCAUAGCUGAAGCCACCAACGCAGCUAUUAACGUUGUGAAAGAAAAGCUUCUGGCAGAUCUACAAGCUAAAAUACAAGUGGAGAAAAACUUAAGAGGAUUUCAAAAAUAUUAUACAGAAAAAGAGUAUGAAGACUUUCCAGAGUACAAGAUGGUUAAGAAUUCAAAGGAAUUACAGUUAAUGGUUGGUGAAGAAGGCUCCAUGAGAGACAGCUCUUUAGAGGUCACUGACAAAGACAGAACACCAUCAGAAAACACCCUUGAUGAUCAAUCUGUGACUGUUGAUAAAGAAGAUGAAAAAGAAAUCAGUGACACAUCCACACCUAAGAGGAGUUCUCAAGAUUCUCAAGAAGAGCAGUUGAGUUCAGACCAAGUCUCAACAGAAUUGUCAAUAGAAGAGGUAACUGAAAACCACCCAGUGGUUAUUUCCAUGCUAGAGGAAACUCUAAAACAGGCAAAGGAUAUGAACUUUGAGCAGCCUUAUGAAAAACAUGCUGAAAUACUAGAGGAAAUCCUCAAAGAGGCAAUGGAAGGUAACCAAAAUAGGUUUCCUGGUGCCCCCAAAUAUGGAGGAUGGAUUGUGGACAAUUGUCCUGUUGAAAAAGAGCUGUGGAUGGCCUUUCUUGAUAAAGGAAUUAUACCUGAUUUGGUGAUCAUCUUAUCAGACACAGACAACAAUGGAAAAUCCUUAUUAAAUAGAACAUAUUUAAAGAAUAAGCAAGAAAUUGAUGCCAAGAUUUUAGAAAGAUUGUUAGAUGAACUUCAAACCAAAAAAAAGGAGGAAGAAGCAGAACGAAAAGUCAAAGUAGAGGAAUUGAGAAGAGAAGAGGAAAAACAAAGGAUAGCGGAAGAUGUGGCUAAGAAAACAAAAGAAACUGAAGAGGCUGAUAAUGAAGCUGACGAGGAAGCUGAUGGUGAGGACUCUGAGCCCCAUGAACAGUCUGAGGUACCUGAAAUGCCUGAGUAUACCAGAGGCUCGCUGUUACCUGAGGGGUCUGAAGCAUCUGAGCUCCUGGAAGCAGAACAUGAACCUGAAGGAGAAACUGAAGAGGCUGAUAAUGAAGCUGACGAGGAAGCUGAUGGUGAGGACUCUGAGCCCCAUGAACAGUCUGAGGUACCUGAAAUGCCUGAGUAUACCAGAGGCUCGCUGUUACCUGAGGGGUCUGAAGCGUCUGAGCUCCUGGAAGCAGAACAUGAACCUGAAGGAGGAAAACCUCAGCUGAUUUUGUUUGAAUACUCCGCUGUGAGUAAGAAUGGUGCUGGUGAAGAAAAAAUUAAAGAGAAAAGGAGGCAUUUGGGAGAUACAAAACACUUUUGUCCCGUGGUCCUCAAAGAAAACUUCAUUCUGCAGCCAGGCAACACGGAUGAGGCUGUGAGAUACCGGGAAAAGAUCUACUACUUUUCAAGUCCUGAGGCUAAACAAAAGUUUCUGGAGCACCCUGAGGACUAUGUGGCUCAGAACGAACCAUUAAAGGCUCCUCCUCUAAGGAUAUGUCUUCUGGGUCCCCACGGCUCUGGUAAAACUGUAUGUGGAAGAAAGUUGGCAGAAAAUUUCGGCAUUUUUCACAUUCAGUUUGAUGAAUUUCUCCAAGAAAAAUUACUGCUCAAAGCUGAAAGAAAAUUUGGACCUGAAUUUGAAGAAGAUUCUGAGGAGGAACAAGCAACAAAGCGAGAACUUGAAGAGCUUGCAGUUCAGGCCAACGUUAAAAUUGAAGAAGAAAGUACAAAGAAGCAGUUCCCAGAUGUGCAAUUUACAGAAGAAGAAGAAGCAAUCAAAUUGAGUCUAAUGGAAAAUGAGCCAUUGCCUUCUGAAAUUCUUGGCAGAAUUCUUUCUGAGUGGUGGCUUAAAGAACCAAUACGUUCCACAGGCUUUGUACUAGAUGGCUUCCCACGGUACCCUGAGGAGGCCCUGUGUCUGGGGGAGCGUGGAUUUUUCCCAGAUGCUGCCAUUGUAAUACAAGUUGAUGAUCAAGAUAUUUUUGAUCGGCUUCUUCCUGCACAAGUUGAAAAGUGGAAAAUGAAACAGAACAAGAAAUUAGAAAGGAAAAAGCUCAUCAAAGAUAUGAAGACAAAAAUCAGGGAUGAUUUGAUUGCCAAAAGAAAAGCUGAACUCAUUGCAGAGAGGGAGAAAAAAAAGAAAGAAAACAUCACUGAAAGGCUAGAUGAUGAGAUUAGUGAUGAAGAGCCUGAUGAAGAAGAUAUUGCAAACAUCCUUGAAGAGGAGUUUCCAAAAGAUGAGGAAGAGAUGACUGAGGAGGAUGAAGAACAGGAAAGCGAGGCAACUGAGCGCCUGAGAAGUGAACUGGGAGAAAAAUUUGAAACAGAUAGAAGUUGUUUACAAAUGAUACAGGAAGAAUUUGAGAAGUUUCUGAUACCAAUAAUUCACAUUAAUGGAUCUCGGAAAAUCCAUAUUGUACAAUAUAUAUUGAAUUUGAAAUUGAAGCCACUGGUGGAAAAUCGUGCAAGCAUUUUUGAAAAAUGUUAUUCAAUACCAGCACAUGUUGCUCAAAAAAUGCUCACCUUUACCUACAAGUACAUGAGCUCAUUCGGCUAUUGGGACCCUGUGAAGCUAAAUGAAGGAGAAACAAUCAAGCCAAUUGAAAAUGCAGAGAAUCCACUGAAUCCUGUAAUCCAUCGUCAAUAUAUUUAUUUUUUAUCUAGUAAACAAACUAAAGAAAAAUUUAUGAUGAACCCAAUCAAAUAUAUCCGGCAACCCAAGCCUAAGGCUACUAUGCCUGUUAGGGUUAUGAUUGUGGGGCCUCCGAAAUCUGGGAAAACUACAGUUGCCAAAAAACUUGCAAGUGAAUAUGGCUUAAAACGCUUGUCAGUAGGAGAUACUUUGCGUGCUACAUUAAGCAAUCAUCCGGAAACAGAGCUGGCACUUCUGCUGAACUGGCAUCUUCACAGAGGAAUGACUGUGCCUGAUGAGCUGGCUCUUCAAGCCUUGGAUCUUGCCCUGAUGGAAAGUGUGUGCAAUACCAUAGGUGUGGUCAUCGAUGGAUACCCUGUCACUACACACCAGAUGAAUCUCUUGGAAGCCAGGUCAAUUAUUCCCAUGGCCAUCUUUGAGUUGGAUGUACCUUCCAAGGAGAUUUUCAAAAGAUUAAUCCUAGAAAAAAAGACUGAACAAAGUCUGCCUUAUCCAUUGCACAAUAGUACCCAGAUUAUAGCUGUCAAGAAUGCAAAGUACCGCAAAAACAUUAGUGAGAUUAGGAAAUUUUAUCAAAAACAGCACCAGAACUGGCAUGUGGUUGAAGGAUUUCACAGUAAAUGGUGGGUUUGGAAUGAAAUCAUUAAGGACAUUCAGCGGAUGAAUAAAUACAUACAGACAUACAUGGAAAGAAUAAAAGAAGGAAAAGCUGCCUGCAUUGACAAGUUAUGUAUCACACCGGAAGAGCUGGUUUCUCGCCUGGGAGAAUUUGGACAGUUUUGCCCUGUCAGCCUGGCAGAAUCCUAUGAAUUACUUGAUUGUUCUGUAACUGACAGCUUGGAAUUUGCAGCAGAGUUCAGGGGGCACUAUUAUAAAAUGAGUUCUCAGGAAAAACUAAAUAAAUUUCUGAAGAAUCCAGAGCUGUAUGUGCCUCCCUUGGCACCUCAUCCACUCCCACCUGCUGACAUGAUCCCCAAAAGGCUGACACUGUCAGAGCUAAAGAGUCAAUUCCCGAAGUGUGCUGAGCUCCAGGGCUACUGUCCAGUGACCUACCAGGACGGACAUCAAAGAUAUGAAGCCUUAGUACCUGGUAACAUCAAGUAUGCUGCAGAGUAUCGUAAUCGUAUUUAUAUUUGUGAGAAUGAAGAAAAACUCCAGAAAUUUUUGAGGUUGCCGCUGCAAUACUGGGACCAGAAGCUUGCACAUAAACUUCCCCCGCUAAAGGAACCGAUGCACCUUACUAGUCUCCCUUUGCCUGGCUAUCUGGAACAGGGUACUGCAACUUCCCUAAUCAAAGCAAUGAAUGCAGCAGGAUGCUUGAAGCCCAAAUUCCCCUUCCUGAGUGUGAGAAGAUCUGUACUCCUUUAUAUAGCAUUUCAUCUCAAAGCAUUUAACCCCAAAGGCUCUGAAUAUUCAAGAAAGAAGUAUAAGAAGAAAAUGGAGCAGUUUGUGGAGAGAUGUGAACUCAUAACAUACCUGGCUACCAAGAUGACCAGAAAAUAUAAAGAACCUCAGUUUAGAGCUAUUGACUUUGAUCAUAAGUUACAGAUAUUUUUAUCCCUCAGAAACAUAGACCCAGUGAAUGGAUAGUUGACUUAGGGUACCACAAUGCAAAUAUCAAGCAUUCCAUCCAAGGGAUAGAAGUGCAUUUCCCUCCUGCUUGAGGUUGCCUGGUUACCAGGCCUCAGGUGAACUGGGAGGCCUACCAUUCAGAAA
Molecule: messenger RNA, 5793 nt
Organism: Nannospalax galili (Upper Galilee mountains blind mole rat)
Lineage: Eukaryota; Metazoa; Chordata; Mammalia; Rodentia; Spalacidae
Gene: Ak9
Product: adenylate kinase 9
Exons: 41
Coding region: 112-5667 (1851 amino acids)
Biological process (GO): nucleobase-containing compound metabolic process
Cellular component (GO): mitochondrion; cytoplasm
Molecular function (GO): ATP binding; ATP hydrolysis activity; AMP kinase activity
Source: RefSeq, a predicted model, not a curated record